Macrobrachium nipponense is the source of this 3249-nucleotide messenger RNA. RefSeq lists its product as uncharacterized. The coding region runs from base 241 to 1155 and encodes 304 amino acids. The record is from RefSeq and is a predicted model, not a curated record. Lineage: Eukaryota; Metazoa; Arthropoda; Malacostraca; Decapoda; Palaemonidae. The transcript is spliced from 3 exons.
CCGUUGUAGGCAUCAUACAUUUUGUAAAGUUCAUAAGCGACUCAGCGAGCGAGGGAUCUAGAAACUGAUUUUGUUUCGAAAGAACCAAAGGCAAGGCAGUCCUUACUACUACAACGACUUACGCAAAAUUUCCAGACUGGUUUCUUUUAUUUUGUUGUUACUGUUGUCCCGAAAAGGUACCAGACGUAUGGGUGAUUAUAGCCAAGAGUUUGCAGAUAACUCCCUUGUCUAUUAAUAAGAAUGGCUGAAUCAUCAGGCAGUGAAAAUCAAUCCAGAUGUGUUAUGUGCAGUUUUUGUAAUAGACAGUGCAUUGCAUAUCCUACUAAGAAUGACUCCUCUCAUAUUUUGGCAGUUGUGGAUUAUGGUAAAUCCUUUUGGGACAUACUGACCAUAACCCCAGCAUGCAUUGAAUCACAUUGCCACACUUCUCCAUUAUUUCAAAGGACCCACAAGAGUGAUGAUCAUAGUAGUAUGGACUGGAAGGAAGCUUUAGUUUCCUUAAGAAAUGCAAGAACAAAGAAAAAAGAAUGUAUAAAUAUCAAUGGAAUGCAGUCCAAAGGCAUUGUUUUAAAAAAUAAAAUGGAAGACAUGCAUUUUUGUGUAUUCCUGAAAGAACUGAUAUCUUCUGAUAAUUACAGACAAUUAGUAGUCAAUAAGGUUUUAAAGACAUUCAAACGAAAAAGUAAGAGACAAAGAAAACUUUUAAUAGUGAAAUGGUGUUUAUUAGAUAAUCUGCCGCAAAUUAUAGAUUAUGAAUGGAAUGUACGUAUGAGAUGUAGUGCGAUAGAGAGACAACAUUUCGAUACUGCAAUGUCUUGGUUGUCAACAUUGGGAGGCGCUUGUUCUGCCCUUGGUGACUAUGACAUUCAGUUUGCUGAAAAAGCAGAGCAGAUUUCCUUUCAACAAAUGGACAUUGCACUACGCAUUGGAGAUCCUGCCAUAGUUUCACGAUGUAGACUCUACUUAGCCAUUUCUUUUAUUCAGAGGUGCAGUUUUAAGAUUGCUUCAACGAUAAUCCGGCAAGAAUAUUACUGGGCACACUCCUUUCCUAAAGACUCAAGAGAUAAACGUUUAAUAAACAUGUGUCAUGGAAUAUGGAAGAAAUUGCAGUAUGAGAAAAAGAAAGCCAAUCGUAAUGGACAUGUGAAAUGUUGAACAAGUGUACCAGUUCAAGAAACAAACCACUUUUGUCACAUAAGUUGUAUGCUAAGAAGAGUAGGAAAAGCAGUCUCUUAGAUCAUGCUCUGCCUGUCGCUGUGAGUGCUUCCUUAUUUCACAUUCUUACACAUACUGAUAAGGUAAAUUUGGUAUAGCUCCAGUCAGUCAGAUAAGGAUUUCAUAUGAGUGAAUCUCAGUUAUGGAGAAGUUGAAAUAAGAGUACUGUUGAUUGGGUGCUGUGAAAUCAGUAACACCUCAACUGUAUUGAAAAUGAUCUGUCUUUUUGACAGUUCUGUAGAGGUAUUUAGUACUUAUUGAUUUUUUUUCUUUCUUUUUUAUUUUGGUAAGCUUUUGUUAGUCAGAAAUGGACAUUCAUUUUUUUUUUUUCUACGGUACAAGCCAUCAUCUUUUAUGAAAAAGUCUUCUGCAGCAUUAGCUGGAAUUGGUUGUUGAAACUUAGUACAAGUUAGUUAAUUGUUCCUAGUCCAAGUGGUAUGAUCCCGCUAGCUUUUCUGUUUAAGGCACCAAGAUUAUUUUAUGAAAGGUGUAUAUUUUUCAGUUCCUGUAGAGAUACCUUUUGCUCUGCCUUGAGCCAGAUAUUCUGACUGAAAGGUUUGAGCACAUUUUUAGCAGUUUGGAGAACUUUUGGUUCAUAGGUAGUGAGAGCAGGUGGCAGGUGGAUCCAGACUACCUUUACCUCAUUUUAUUACUCAUUCAGUGACUGGCGCACUCUCCUUUCUUCCUGUCUUUUUCUUCUGCAAGGCAGCAGUCAGAAUGGGCAAUGGUGUAGGUAGACUUCACCAUCAAACAUCCAGUCUUAGAGCUUCACCUCAUAAGGUGUGACUCCCUCUGCUCUCACCUAGAAAGGAGAUAGGUUUGGUUAAGCUGUCAUACAAAUCCAUCCGCUUAUGACUGAACCUGAUACUGAUUGGCUUCCAAACUGUGCUAUCCUGUCUUUAGGGCAGCACUUGGUUUUCCUUGAGUGAGAAUUCAGAAGCAUCUCACUCUGUCUCAGACCCCUAUCAGUCUUCCAUCCCAGUGCCAGGAAUUGCAGGAGUCAUUGCUCCUGUGUUCACAGUCACGACCAGGAACAAGGAUUGAGUCUUUUACAUAAGUGGUGAUGGUUUGUAUUCCCAUUGGAAGAAAUCACAAGUUUUUCCAAAAUAAUUUGUAUUUUCCAUAGGUUGCAAACCAGAGCCAUUUAUCAGAAUCCCAUCACAACCACCUUCCUUAAAACCUGAUGCUGAAAGAAGUGUUUGGUGAAAGCAGGUGGGUGGGAGUUUCCCCUCACUUGCCCACCUCCGCUAAUUAAGUAUCUUGUUACAAAGUUUCAGUGAUAAUGCCAGCUUGUGCAUUGGAAUACCUUACAUAAAAGACUGGUUUGUAUACUUAGAAAAAAUACAAUUUUGUACAUGAACUUUCCUGUCAGAUAUAUACUUAGCUUUACGUCUCUGACGUCACGACAGAAUUCAAAACUCGCGGCACACGCGACAGGUAGGUCAGGUGAUCUACCUUACCCGCCGCUGGGUGGCGGCUGUAAGAACCAAUCUCCCUUUCCAGCCAGAAUUUUUCUGUCGCCGGUGACGACUACACCUGUGGUUGUUACCUCCUGACAGCUUUAUUCAUUUCUCGUUGCCGUGGAUUUAUUUGGACUGACUUUCGGUGAAGUACCUGAUCUUGUUGGCUUGGCAUACGCAUUUGUGGAUUGUUUUGGAUUUUGAUUUUGAUUUUUCUUUGAUUUCGAGAUGUCUGAGUUAGAGGUUAAGAAAUCUUCUAUGUUUAGGGUGUGAUCUAUGGAUGAAUGCAAGGUGAGACUACCGAAAGCUACGGUAGAUCCUCACACAGUUUGCUUUAAAUGUAGAGGGAAAGAAUGUUCUUUUGUUAACCCGUGUAAUGAGUGUGAGAAGUUGGAUGAGGGUGAAUGGAAGGCUCUUUCUUCCUACUUGAGGAAGUUAGAGAAAGACAGGGUGAGAAAGGCUUCGUCUAGGAGUUCUAGUAAGUCUCGUAUUAGCGAGGUAGAAGAAAAUCCUGUUGUAGCAUUAGAACCUUCUCCAGUUUCAGCUCCUGCGCCCUGCAUCGAACCUAAGGAUA